CUUAGUUGAGCACAGCACAGCCCUGCGAUCGCACUGGAGUCAUCAACCCAGACUACCAGUGACCACAUGCACCUGCGUAUUGGACGGUCGAGCCUCAAAGCUAAAGUCAGAAUCACUCAACUUCCUCAUCAACCAAGGUCGAAUUGCUGCCAGGAUGGUCAUGGUCGACAAGAUAGACUCAACCAUCCGAGCCGUGGAGAACUUCAUGGGCUCAAGCAAAAUGUCCACUAUGAAGUCUAUGCUCGGUCCGUUGUCUUCAUGGUCAACGUCUUCGCAGCUCAUUCUCGUACUUGUUGUGGUCGUGCCUCUCAUCACGUACUUCACAUCCGCUCUUCGAUUCCGUCAAGUCCAUGUCAGAACCGGCAAAGACGGGCAACAUGUCGUUCCCGUUGUUCCCUACUGGAUUCCUGGUAUUCGGCAUUUCUUCUCCUUCCUCAAAGAUACCCAGGGGUUUCCGCUCGGCUUAGUGAAACGAUACGGAUGGGAGAGACCGAUUCGAUUCCAAGUGGCCAACACGGGCUUCACAGUCGUGGGCAAUCCCGAUCACAUCCAGACCAUCUUCAAGAACCACCGGUACCUCUCCUCCAGGUCCAUCACGGCGCAGUCAGCAAGGUAUCUCCUGGACGUCCCCCCGAGCGUCAUGCCUUUUUACCAAGCCGACGACUCGGGCAUGGCCGGCCAGAUCAGGGAAGGCAGCAAAGUGAAGCCGGAGAACCGCAUCCUCUUCCACCAAACCCGCAGCGCCCAGAAAUUCCUCGCCUCCCCUUUCCUCGAGCCCCUAUCGCAACGCUUCGUGGACAUGCUGCACCGCCACGUCGAGGCCCUAGAGAUAGGCGACGACUGGGUCGAGCACCCCGACCUGUUCAAGUUCCUGCAGGUGACGGUCUCGCGCGCCAAUAUCGAGGCCAUCAUGGGUACGAAGAUCACGGAGCUCAACCCGACCAUGGUGGAGGAUUUCUGGCGCGCCAAGAGGUACUCGCAUCUUUACUUCAAGGGCUUCCCUCGAUGGCUCGUUCCCAAGGCCUUUGCUGCCCGAGACCGGGUGCUCGAGUCCAUACAGAAGUGGCACGCCUACGCUUUCGCGAACAGCGACCACACGAACACCGGGCCAAAGGACCCUGACUGGGAGCCCAUCUUUGGUUCCAAGUACGUCAAAGCCCGGCUUCAGUAUAUGCUUGGCAUGAAGCCGCUGGAUGACCGUGUCCGCGCCUGCGAGGACUGGGGCUUGAUGUUCGGCAACUACAGCUCAAACGCAAACACCUUGCCCGCCGUAUUCUGGUAUCUCUACGAAGCUCUCAGGGACCCGGCCCUCUCGGCCCGCAUGAUGGCCGAAGCCGCCCCCUUUGUCACUUCCGACAAGGACACGUGCAACAUCAACUUCCUCGACAUGGCCGAGCAACCCCUGCUGCAGUCCGUAUUCGCCGAAGUUCUCCGGACCCGUGUUUCUAUCCUCGUCAGCCGCAUGGUCGAAUAUGGCAAUAUCAACUUUCACGGCUACACGGCGCCGCGCGACGAGUACAUCCUGAUGCCCACCGAUGCGUUGCACUACAGCCCAGAACCAUGGGAGCGCGCAGGGCGGACUCUCAAAACGCCCCUGGAACAGUUCGAUCCCGAACGGUUCCUGGUUCCGUCCGAGAAGGGAACGGGAUCGCCCGAGUUCUCCCUCGACGGUCUCGCCGGCCUAUGGAUCCCCUUUGGUGGGGGUGAUCGUAUGUGUCCGGGCCGGCACCUCACCAAGAUGGAGAUGUUGAUUACCUAUGCCUAUUUGUUCUCAAGAUAUGAGGUUGAGAUGGACGAUGGGGACGCUGGGAAGGUGAAGAAUGACAUGAGGUAUGCGCCGUUUGGUGCCCUCCCUCCGGACCGUCCCGUUCGGUUCAAGAUUAGACGCAAG
Sodiomyces alkalinus F11 is the source of this 1891-nucleotide messenger RNA. Its product is annotated as cytochrome P450. The record is from RefSeq and is a predicted model, not a curated record. The annotation marks the transcript as partial. Gene Ontology annotation, molecular function: heme binding; oxidoreductase activity, acting on paired donors, with incorporation or reduction of molecular oxygen; steroid hydroxylase activity. Lineage: Eukaryota; Fungi; Ascomycota; Sordariomycetes; Glomerellales; Plectosphaerellaceae. The transcript is spliced from 4 exons.